CUUCCCCCAACGUGGCCUUCUUUCUUAUAUACGAUGCCCUCCCUUCUCCUCCGUUCGCCGGCUCCUUCUCUCCUCCCCGGAUCGAUCUCGAGAAUUAGUGAGGAUUUAGCUAUGGGACGUGGAGUCAGUAGCGGAGGGGGACAGAGCUCUUUGGAUUACCUUUUCGGGGGCAAUGAAGCUCCCAAACGAGCCACUGAGAAUGCACCUCCUCCGGUGAGUGUUCCCGCACCACCAUCAGCUGAUAAUGCUAAACAAAUUCCAGCAGGCAUCCAGGGGAAAACUACUAACAAUUAUUUCCGAGCAGAUGGUCAGAACUGUGGCAAUUUCAUCACGGAACGUCCUUCGACAAAGGUGCAUGCCGCGCCUGGGGGAGGCUCUUCCCUUGAUUAUCUCUUCGGUGGUGCCGGCAAAAACUAACUAAAUUAAAGUCUAUGUUGUACCAGAAACUUGAAAGGUAAUGUCUAGUAAAACAUAAAGUUGUCGAUGUUCGAAAUGUUUAGCUACUAAACUUGUUCUCCAUUGUAAUAUCUAUUGCUAUGUUGAAUGUGUGUUUUCUUAUCUUUUGCUUGUUAAAUUAGAUUGGAUGAAAUGAACCUUCUCAGUA
Dioscorea cayenensis subsp. rotundata (Guinea yam) is the source of this 604-nucleotide messenger RNA. Its product is annotated as protein SPIRAL1-like 3. The transcript has 3 exons. Lineage: Eukaryota; Viridiplantae; Streptophyta; Magnoliopsida; Dioscoreales; Dioscoreaceae. The coding region runs from base 34 to 417 and encodes 127 amino acids. Gene Ontology annotation, cellular component: cortical microtubule, transverse to long axis. Gene Ontology annotation, biological process: cortical microtubule organization. The record is from RefSeq and is a predicted model, not a curated record.